Molecule: messenger RNA, 1557 nt
Organism: Argiope bruennichi
Lineage: Eukaryota; Metazoa; Arthropoda; Arachnida; Araneae; Araneidae
Product: jerky protein homolog-like
Exons: 4
Coding region: 1-1557 (518 amino acids)
Cellular component (GO): nucleus
Molecular function (GO): DNA binding
Source: RefSeq, a predicted model, not a curated record
AUGUCAGGAAAACGAAAGAAGGUUGUAUUGACGAUUGCGCAAAAACUAGAAUUAAUUUCCAAAGUAGCAAACGGCGCUACAAGGCAGCAGAUGGAAUUGGAUUACGGAAUCGCGGAAACAACACUGCGUGACAUUCUAAAGCAAAAAGACAAACUGGUGAACUUUGCAUCAAUGUCGGACAGUGCUUCCGCAAUGAAAACGCGAAAAAUUAUGAAGGGCCCUACCUUUGAUGAGCUACACACGGCAUUGACAGAGUGGUUAACUCAAGUUCGAAAAGAGGGUACUCCUGUAAAUGGUCCUAUCAUUGCGGCGAAGGCAAAAACCUUUUUUGAGUUGUUAGACCUGAAAGGAAAUUUUGAUGCGUCUUCUGGCUGGUUGACUCGUUUUAAGCAGCGACAUGGAAUGCGAGAAAUUGGACUUCAUGGAGAGAAACUUAGUGGUGACCAACAAGCAGUUGACGAUUUCCAACAUGAAUUUGAAGAAUUUGUUUUAAAAGAGCUAUCUUUUGAACAAAUUUACAAUGCCGACGAAUCGGGACUUUUGUGGACAUGUCUUCCCACUCACAUUUUAGCAUUUGAAAGUGAAAGUAAAUCGGCGGGUCAUAAAAGCAGCAAGGAAAGGAUCACUAUCAUGUCUUGCAGUAACGCUACCGGUGGACAUAAACUUAGAUUUGUUGUCAUUGGAAAGUCAAAAAAACCGAUAUCUUUCAAAGGCACAAAGUUUUGGAAACACUACACAAUCUUGGACAGCAUCUACGAUAUUGCAUCUGCAUGGGACUCAGUGAAACCGUCAACCCUCACAAAAUCAUGGAGAAAACUCAUGCCUAAUGUUGAAGCCAACAACAACCUAACCCCUUUGAGUUGUGAAGAUGUAGACACGCCCACGGCAACUCUUGCCGAUAUGGUGAAAACAGUUCCGGGUGGUGAGAACGUCGAUGUUGAAAACAUUAACGAGUGGUUGGAGUGUGACGUCAACGAACCUGGCUUCGAACGCUUGGCAUAUGACGAAAUUGUGAAGAAAACAAGGGGAGAGACCGAGAAUGACGGAGAGCGAAGUGAAUGCGAAGAAGAGCCCACUGUGCAGAUGCGAAAGACUCGCGAAGCGGCUUUGCAACAAGUCGACGGACUGCUGAGCUAUUUGGAAGAACAAGAUGACGCGGAGUUGGCCGAGAAACUUAUGCUACGAAAAAUGCUAUCUCGGAUCAAGAGUACCACUUUCGCUCACAAGAAAUCUGCAUCCAGAUCCCACUAUUCAAUGAAGCUUUUCUGGAUUAUGGUAUUCUGCAUUGCUGUUGUCACACUUGUCUCAAGUAAACCGUCUUCAUUGAGAGAUCUAACCAAAGAGGCUCCGAGGGUCCACAAAGAUGGUUUGAUUGGUUCUAUGAAGAUGGUCAAAAGAAUUAAAAGAUCCCCAAGAAAUAAUGAUGGUAUGGAUGCGACUACUCAACCCGCCAUGACUGCCACAGAAAGUUCUGAUCCAGGUCUGCUUGGAGGCUUAAAUGCAUUGCUUGAUGGUAUUGUCAAACUUCUUGGGGACCUUUUGGGCACCGUUCUUUGA